AUGGAAAACUUUUCAGAUGAAAUGCAAGUUCUCGCGGAAGGCAAUAGCGAGGACAGCUCUGCAGUCAGUGUGAGAGUCCUGUUUGGCUGUAUUCUGUUCCUUCUCAUUGUUUCAACCCUGCUUGGAAAUAUGCUGGUGUGCGCUGCUGUGGUCAAAUUCAGGCAUCUGAGAUCCAAAGUGACUAACUUUUUCGUGAUCUCCCUGGCGGUGUCCGACCUCUUCGUGGCUGUGCUUGUUAUGCCGUGGAAAGCAGUCUCCGAGGUGGCCGGGUACUGGCUCUUUGGUGGCUUUUGUGACACCUGGAUAGCCUUCGAUAUCAUGUGCUCCACAGCAUCUAUUUUAAACCUGUGUAUAAUUAGCGUGGACAGAUACUGGGCAAUAUCAAGCCCAUUUAGAUACGAGCGUAAAAUGACCCAGCGGGCUGCUUUUAUUAUGAUAGGAGUUGCGUGGACCCUCUCGAUCCUCAUAUCAUUCAUACCUGUUCAGCUGAACUGGCAUAUUAAGGCCGAAGAGGAGAAUGCGCCGGCAAACUCGAGCAAUCACACUGUAGGCUGCAACGCCAGUCUUAAUAAGACCUACGCCAUCUCUUCGUCACUCAUAAGUUUUUACAUCCCUGUGGUCAUCAUGAUCGGCACCUACACGAGGAUAUACCGGAUCGCCCAGAAGCAGAUUAGAAGAAUAUCUUCCCUGGAAAGAGCCGUGGAACAAGUGCAAAAUAACCAGCAGCACAGCGACUGCAACGGCAACGAAAACUACCUGAAGACAAGUUUUAGAAAAGAAACCAAAGUUCUGAAGACUCUUUCUGUGAUAAUGGGGGUGUUCGUGUUCUGCUGGCUGCCUUUCUUCGUUUUGAACUGCUUGGUGCCCUUCUGCGAUGUAAACGCAUUCGGCGACUCUCUGUGCGUGAGCGACACCACGUUCAGCAUCUUCGCGUGGUUCGGCUGGGCUAACUCGUCCCUGAACCCUGUCAUUUACGCGUUCAACGCGGAUUUCAGACGAGCCUUUUCCACCAUCCUGGGCUGCGGCCGGCUGUGCGCCAGUAACGCGGUGGAAGCUGUCAAUCUAAGCAACGACAUGGUUUCGUACCACCACGACACAACCCUGCAGAAGGACCCCGGCGUCGCCUUCAGCGCUCAGCUCCCCCACGCAGUCGAGUCCCACUCAAGAGAGGACACCGAUCCACCGUUCGACAAAGUCUCUGUCGCAUCUCGACGCCACAAGGAGCUGAUGCUGCUGCCCACCACGGUCCAGUUCGAGUACGACGCGGAGAUUUUCCUGGACACCAGCACACCGUACACUUCCAUCGGGCCGAACGUCGAGUCCGGGGCUUUUAUUCACCAAGUGAAGGACCCCUGA
Scleropages formosus (Asian bonytongue) is the source of this 1356-nucleotide messenger RNA. Its product is annotated as D(1)-like dopamine receptor. Gene Ontology annotation, cellular component: plasma membrane. Lineage: Eukaryota; Metazoa; Chordata; Actinopteri; Osteoglossiformes; Osteoglossidae. Gene Ontology annotation, molecular function: G protein-coupled receptor activity. The transcript has a single exon. The record is from RefSeq and is a predicted model, not a curated record. Bases 1 to 1356 code for a protein of 451 amino acids. Gene Ontology annotation, biological process: positive regulation of MAPK cascade; adenylate cyclase-activating adrenergic receptor signaling pathway.